GUGACCCUCGGCCCAGCAGUUGCCAUGGAAGUGGCCGGGCGCGUUGCUGGGCGGAAGGAAGAUGGCGGUGACUAGCUGGCUGGAGAGUUUGCGGGCUGCCGAGAAGACGGCGCUGCUGCAGGAUGCGCUUGGGGAGACCUUUACUGCGUGCCAAAUUCUGUGUUAGAGCAGAUAGAAAAACAAACACACAAACAAAGACCUAUGGCCUGUGGUCUCCUAGGAGUUCACAAAAUGAGGAAGAAAAAGGCAUGAAAGAGGAUGGUGCACUAUUUGUUCCCAGACGGGAAGGAAAUGGCGGAAGAAUAUGAUGAGAAGACCAGUGAGCUCCUGGGCAUGGUCCUCCUCCUACAUAGCCUGGAACUCACUGUGUAGCCCAGGCUGGGUAAAUCUCUGUAGAGCUGAGAUUAAAGUGAGAAAAUGGCGUGUGAAAAAUGCCCUGGGAGCUUUGGGCCAGUGGCAGCUUGAAGUGGGAGAGCCAGUGCUCUCAGGAGCCGGGAGCCUGGGAUCCGAGCUCAUCAAGGAAAGUAAUGCCAAUCCCAUCUUCAUGCGCAAGGACACCAAAACAAGUUUCCAGUGGCGCAUUCGAAAUCUCCCCUACCCAAAGGAUGUCUAUAGUGUCUCUGUGGCCCAGAAAGAGCGCUGUGUCAUUGUUAGAACGACCAACAAAAAGUACUACAAGAAGUUCUCCAUUCCUGACCUAGACAGACACCAGCUUCCUCUGGAUGAUUCUGCACUGAGCUUUGCUCACGCCAACUGCACGCUGAUCAUCUCUUAUCAGAAGCCAAAGGAGGUCAUGGCAGCUGAGUCAGAGCUCCAGAAGGAGCUAAAGAAGGUAAAGACGGCCCACAGCAGUGAUGGGGACUGUAAGACCCAGUAGCUCUCCUGAGCCUUGGACUUCCAGUGUGGAGCAAACUGUGAGACUUGUGGGCCUGGCUCUUCUGACAUGGGCCACUUCUUCUUGUCUAAGAACUAGCUCUUGGGGCACAGCGUGCUUCUGCUCCUGAGUAAAGUCAUUUGGAGGUGUUCUAAGAGGAUUGCCCCUUUAUCUACUUCUGUAUGGUGCCUGUCUCCAGGCACCCUGGCCUUCCUAGGGAAGAUGCUGGUGUGGUGACCCACCCCCCCUCCCAUCCUGGAGACCUGCCACACAAGCCUUCCAGCUAAAGGAGGGAAGAGUAGAGAUAAGGCUGUGUAUCCUGUGAACUCCCCUGUGCUGGCUGGCCUUGCACAAGUGGCCUAGGAAAGACUCACCUGAGGCAGAUGUGAGCACAUCUGCGCUCUUGGAAAAAACAAAUGUUAACACACCACGGUUAUUAAAGCAAGCACAGUUA
Messenger RNA from Mesocricetus auratus (golden hamster), 1328 nucleotides. RefSeq names its product deleted in primary ciliary dyskinesia homolog (mouse) (gene Dpcd). The record is from RefSeq and is a predicted model, not a curated record. The transcript is spliced from 8 exons. NCBI's taxonomy places the organism in Eukaryota, Metazoa, Chordata, Mammalia, Rodentia, Cricetidae. The coding region runs from base 305 to 877 and encodes 190 amino acids.